UAACACACACUGUGACUGGGCAGCCGACUUCAGGAAGCUUAGAAAAAAAGUGUUCCAGGAUCAGGACACGCAGAUUUUCUCUCUCUCAGUCUCAAAGGGAGGAGGACAAGAGCUUUCCGUUUUCUUUGAGGAGUUGAACGUCGCUGCCUGACAGCCAUGGCUUCUCAGAACAGCUAUGGCAGCAACCUACUGUUCCAGACUAUGAACGAUGACCUAAACGCAUCGCUGGCCAGCGCGGACGAGCUUGACAAAGAGUUCAGCACCAUGAUGAGGACGGCCUCCUCUGGACCACCGGACGCACAGCGCCGUGGAUAUCCGAUUCCUCAACAGCAGCACAUCUCCUCACCAUCCAGCACGUCCAACUCACUGAGGGGGUCGAGCAGCUGGAAUAACAUCAGCUCAAUGUCACCGCCGUACACACCCAGCGCAUCAACCCUCCACCCGAUGGACUCCAUGGUCACCAUGAUCAAAAGUGCGCCCACUUCCCCGGUGCCUUCAGUCAGCUCGGUUUCCUCGCCCAAGAUCAGUCGGGCCGCCUCGCCUCUGCCCCAGGGCGCUUUGAGCCCCAAGCAUUCGCCCCACAGCCAGAGGAGAAGCUACGAUUGGAGUCCCCGCGGUUCGGUGGGCUACAUGGAGAGGAGCUCGUCCCCCAAUCGCACCGCCGCCUCUCACCGACCCCUGCCCUCGCCCAACCGGCUCAGCCCCUUCGACGGUCGCGGGUCGCCUCGGCCCGACCGGGGUCCCUCGCCUUUAGCUUUUCAUCAUCCCGCGGCAGAAACGCUUCCUCGGGCUUUUAGUUUCAGACAACCAGAUGAGGGCGUGCAGAAGCAAAAGAGUCCCGGCAAGUGGAACGAGACGGAUCUAGACAUGUCCUUCGAUAGCAAGCCUCACCACACUUAUGACAAGAGCGAUUGGAUCAGAGCCACCGUGCCCAACAGUAACUGGAGAGAGUCCAACCUAGAUGGCCCUUCACCGGCCCCCAGCCCCAAAAAGAAUCCUCGCGCUCCGCCUGUCCAGUUCUCUCACAGCUCCCUGCCAAGGAACACUCGGGUGUCAGUCCUCCCGGACGUGCCGUCGUCGACCCAAUCCCAUCAGUACCACCAGCAACCCAUCAUUUCCCGGAUUUCCAUUCCGCCCGCUGCUGCCCAAUCUCGCCAACGCAGGCCCAUCCCGCUCUCCGUCAUCAUGCGUCUCCAGAACCCCCAGUGGGGAGCUACGUCCGCCAGAAUGACUCCAGGGGGGCACCAUGGAGACCAAUGGGAGGCUCCUUACCAGACUGGCGGAUCCAGAAAUUUCUUCUUCAACCAGGCCGCCAUGCAGCCGCCGCCUGAACUCAGACAACCGGCCAUUUACAGCGACGCAUUGAACCCAGGUGACAUCGACGCUGAGCUGUCCAGACUGGACUUAGUUCACCACGUUCCCAUGAUCCACGAGGGCCCUCCCCGGCCCCUCAGUCCUACCCGGCUCCAGCCCGUGGUGGCCCCCGAGGCCCAGAGCCAGGAAAUUCCCGACAUAGAGGAGCUGCUUCGCAUCCGGUCGGAGAUCCCUCGACCUCUGAAGAGGCGCGGCUCGGUCGAACCGUCGCAGCCCCUGAAGAAUGCGUCGCAGUAUGAACCCAACCAGUACAAGAAGCUCAUCAACAAGCUCUUCCAGCGUAAGGAGCGGCGGCACAAGGGCGAGGAAGGCGGCAGUGAGAGCAGCAGCUCCUCUGAGGGGGAGGACAACAGCGCUGCGCUUCCUCCGCUGCGACCGCCCCAGGCCACCACCCUCCAAGAUUGCAGAAACUACCAUUCUAUCCUGAGGGCCAGCCGGGAGCGCAAAAGUUCCGGGAGACGAGCCCGCCUGAGCCCGCUGGUGCUGGCGCUGGACGGUGCGCUGGUGGGAGAGCUGGAAACAGUGCAGCGGGCCGUACAAGAGAUGCCGGACCCGAGCCAGUCUAACGACGAGGGUAUCACGGCGCUCCACAACGCCAUCUGUGGCGGCCAUUAUAAUGUGGUGGAUUUCCUGGUUCGCAUCGGCGCCAAUGUCAGCGCGCCGGACAGCCACGGAUGGACUCCGCUGCACUGCGCGGCGUCGUGCAACGACCGGCCGCUGUGCGAGUUCCUGGUGAGGAACGGCGCGGCUGUCAUGGCCAUGACUGAGAGCGACGGCGCCACGGCCGCACAGAAGUGCGACCCGUACGCCGUCGGCUUUGAGGAGUGCGAGAGCUUCCUGAGAGGCGUGGAGGAGGCGAUGGGCACGGAGAACAGCGGAGUGCUGUACGCCUUGUGGAGUUACCCGGCGCAGGCCCCGGACGAGCUCACCUUCCGAGAGGGGGACAUGGUCACCAUCCUGCAGAAGGUUGACAGCUCCGACUGGUGGUGGGCCUCGCUGUGCGGCCGCGAGGGCUUCGUACCCAGCAACUACUUUGGGCUUUUCCCCAAGGUUCGACCAAAGUCUCUCUCUUAGCUGGGAAAAAUGCACUUGGGUCAAGCGGCGCACAAUGUAUUGUGUGUUUCACCGAUUUGCUCAGUCAAAGACAGUUGAAGGACGAGUCUCAGUAUUCUUUUUCUUUUUUUCACUUUCGUUGCUUUUUAACACAACAUACACAGAACCCGCUCACCACCACAUAAUGUUGGAUAGCUUUCAGGUUGGCAAACAAGGAAGUGGUCCGCAUAUAUUUUUUUUUACAGCUUCUCUAAUAUUCUGUGAAUUUCAAUAUUCAUCAAUUCUCAAUAUGUUUUUAGUGUGAUGUCUAAUAUGUUAUACUCCAACUUUAAGCCUGGUUAUGUGACUGGAAAGGAACUAAAAAAAAAAAAAAGAAUGAGUCUUCUA
Messenger RNA from Syngnathus acus (greater pipefish), 2814 nucleotides. RefSeq names its product protein phosphatase 1, regulatory subunit 13 like (gene ppp1r13l). The record is from RefSeq and is a predicted model, not a curated record. NCBI's taxonomy places the organism in Eukaryota, Metazoa, Chordata, Actinopteri, Syngnathiformes, Syngnathidae. The transcript is spliced from 13 exons. Gene Ontology annotation, biological process: positive regulation of cell differentiation; regulation of transcription by RNA polymerase II. Gene Ontology annotation, molecular function: transcription factor binding. The coding region runs from base 157 to 2448 and encodes 763 amino acids.